Molecule: messenger RNA, 2685 nt
Organism: Humulus lupulus (European hop)
Lineage: Eukaryota; Viridiplantae; Streptophyta; Magnoliopsida; Rosales; Cannabaceae
Product: probable methyltransferase PMT27
Exons: 8
Coding region: 296-2464 (722 amino acids)
Cellular component (GO): endosome; cytoplasm; trans-Golgi network
Molecular function (GO): methyltransferase activity
Source: RefSeq, a predicted model, not a curated record
CUCCACGCGUUCCACCACCACCACUGAGUCCGAAGAAGUUCAACCAAAGCCCGAAACGAAUCCUACCGUUGAGUCCGAAGAAGUUCAACCACUCACGAAGACAGAAACAAACCCUACUACUACGACGCCAUUUGAAGAUAAUCCCGGUGAUCUUCCAGAUGACGCCAUCAAAAGCGACGACCUCCCCAAACAAGACCAGCAGACGACUGCAACUCAGGUAUCUGAAGAAUCCCAUUUGACUUUGACUGAUCCGACCCAACAGGAACCGACCAAUGGUACCUCUUCUACUACUAAUAUGGAAUUCCAGAGAGUGGAAGAAUCAGCUUCUGAUGAUCAAGAAAAGAACAGAGAGCAACGACGAGAGGACGAGAGCAACGACAUUGAUAAUUCUCAAGAAGAAGAUAAACGACAACAACAGCAGCAGCAGCAAGAGCAAAGCAAUGGAGAAAACGACAUUGAUAAUUCUCAAGAAGAAGAUAAACGACAACAACAACAGCAGGAGCAAAGCAAUGGAGAAAACAUUCAAACAGAGUCUCAAAUUGAGAAUAAUAGCACUACUACACCACAAAACGACCCAAAAACCACAUAUACAGCGAAAAACGACGAGUCAUCAGAGCACGAGUUUACGGACGUGACCAACCAAGACGUAGUACAACAACCCCAGAAGCAAGACGACGAGGGUGAGAAUAAGGCCAGUAGUAAUGGUGGGUCGAACUCGGGUUCCGUGGAGUCGUUUCCGGGUGGGGACAACGCAGGGAUUCCUAAGGAGUCAAAAGAGUCGAAGAAGUCGUGGUCGACUCAGGCGGCUCAGUCGGAGAAUGAGAAGGAGAGGAGGAAGGAUGAAUCGGACGGUCAAGAUGAGAUGUACGGUUACACGUGGCAGCUAUGUAACGUAACGGCGGGACCUGAUUAUAUACCUUGUUUGGACAACGAGAAAGCUGUGAAGAAGUUGCGUUCGACCAGGCACUUCGAGCACCGUGAAAGGCAUUGUCCAGAGGAAGGUCCCAUGUGUCUGGUUCCAGUUCCAGAGGGUUACAAAAGAUCAAUCGAAUGGCCCACGAGCAGAGACAAGAUAUGGUACCAUAACGUACCACACACGUUGCUGGCGGAAGUGAAAGGGCAUCAAAACUGGGUUAAGGUGACAGGAGAAUUCUUGACAUUUCCUGGUGGUGGAACCCAGUUCAUUCAUGGGGCCCUCCAUUACAUCGAUUUUCUUCAACAGGCAGUAAAAGAGAUUGGAUGGGGAAAGCACACUAGGGUGGUAUUGGACGUAGGGUGUGGGGUGGCCAGCUUUGGGGGUUUUCUAUUCGAGAGAGACGUUCUGGCCAUGUCUUUUGCUCCAAAAGAUGAACACGAAGCUCAAGUUCAGUUCGCCCUCGAAAGGGGUAUACCUGCCAUUUCUGCUGUCAUGGGUUCUCAGAGGCUCCCAUUCCCCAGCAGGGUUUUCGAUCUUAUUCACUGCGCACGUUGUAGAGUCCCCUGGCACGCUGAAGGUGGUAUGCUUCUUUUGGAACUGAACCGUGUUUUGAGACCCGGGGGAUACUUUGUCUGGUCUGCCACACCUGUGUACCAGAAGCUUGAAGAAGAUGUGGAAAUCUGGAAGGCAAUGUCUUCACUGACGGCCUCCAUGUGUUGGGAGCUCGUGACCAUCAAGAAGGACAAGCUGAAUUCAGUCGGUGCUGCCAUCUACCGCAAGCCCAUCUCGAAUGAAUGUUAUGAACGGAGAAAACAUAAGCAGCCUCCGAUGUGCAAGGAUGACGAUGAUGCAAAUGCUGCCUGGUACGUACCUUUACAGACAUGCAUGCACCGAGUCCCAGUUGAUGUGGCCGAGAGAGGGACCCAAUGGCCUGAGAACUGGCCACGCCGACUGCAGACACCGCCAUAUUGGCUAAAUGACUCCCAGAUGGGGAUCUAUGGGAAGCCAUCGUCACAAGAUUUUGCAGCAGAUUACGAGCAUUGGAAACGCGUAGUUAAAAAUUCUUAUAUGAGCAGAUUAGGAAUCAGUUGGUCCAAUGUGAGGAAUGUCAUGGACAUGAGGGCUGUUUAUGGAGGAUUUGCAGCAGCUAUGAAGGACGUUAAAAUUUGGGUCAUGAAUGUGGUGAAUGUGGAUUCUCCAGAUACACUUCCAAUAAUCUAUGAACGAGGUCUUUUUGGAAUAUACCAUGAUUGGUGUGAAUCCUUCAGUACAUACCCCAGAACAUAUGAUCUUCUUCAUGCUGAUCAUCUUUUCUCAAAGCUAACAAAGAGGUGCAAACUUGGUCCGGUACUGGCAGAGGUCGAUAGGAUUGUCAGACCGGGAGGCAAAUUGAUUGUCCGGGAUGAGUCCCGCGCAAUAGGAGAAGUUGAGAACUUGUUGAAAUCCCUGCAUUGGGAGGUUCGUUUAACCUUCUCCAAGAACCAGGAAGGAAUUCUCAGUGCACAGAAAGGCGAUUGGCGACCGAAGACAUAUGCUAUGUCUUCCUGAUCUCCUGUACAAAAGGGUUUUUUCUUCUUAUCAACUGCUGCAGGGCGACUGGUUCAUCGCCAGCUUGACAUCUACCCUUUUGCGGCUUGUUUCUUCUUUUUCAAUAUUUAUAGAAUUCCAAUCACUGCAAUUCGGCAAGAUAGAUGUACCUGUUGUAUCUGUUCAGUACUUAAAGUUCUUAGAAAGCAAACAGUGAGAAAGAUGGCCUAUACAAAAUUAAA